CUUUAAUCAUUAGCAAACGUUUUGACUUAUGUGAAGGGUUACCGGCCUAUUGCCUGGAACAAUGCAAUAUCACAUUUUCAGGAGUCCACAAAAUGCUCAGAUUCCAGAGCCGUUCUCUUAUCCAGAUUUUCAGAUCAUUUGGCAGUGUGCGAGAGAGGGAGGAUUGUUGUGUUACCACGGCGACCAGUGAGGAACCCACCCUCUUUCUAAUGACCUAAACAUGAGCUCCCGAAAAAUGACAUCUUCUGGUAAGGCUGGAGCCAAGGCACCCUUGAAGAGAGCAACUCAAACCUCAAAGACAGGAGCAUCUCCACAAAGCAGAAUGAGCACCAAGGUGGCACAAGGUGGCCAGUCCAAAAGCACAGCUGACAAGUCCACAGGUGUUACCCCCUUGACAGAGACAGUUCUCACAACACUAUCAAAGAAAAAUGUGGAGCUGAGGCGAGAGGAGCAAGCUGCAGUGACCAUUCAGUGUGCUGUAAGGAGGCUGCUGGCCAAGAGGGAACUAGUAUGGAAACAGAAAAAGAAGCAGGACUAUGAGGAUCUAAUGGAACACUUGGAGAAAGAGUGUUUUUGUCUGAAGGCUUUUGUGGCAAUAGUGCGAAGGAAACAACAGGAGGCACAGCAAGAGAGGAGGAAGGAGGAGGAGGCGAGAAAGAAGAAGAAGGAAGAGCAGCUCCUUCAGAGACGCCUUCUGGAAGCAGCUUUUGAUGGGGAGACAGAAGUGGUCUUAACAAUUCUCAAGGAGGCAUCUGAGAGGGACACACAGCGUGGCCUUGGGGUUGAGAAAACAAGCAAACGCCAACAGCUGCUCAAUCAGCUCCGCAUGACAAAUAUCACGGAUGCCAACGGCAACACGGCUGUGUCAGAGGCAGGAGCAGGGGGUCAGCCUGAGGUCAUCACUCUAUUGGUAGAGAGAGGUGCAGACGUUAACACACAGGGUGCGUUUGGACGGACACCCAUCUUUAGGGCUGCCUUUGGGGGUCACCUUGCGGCAGUGCAAACCCUUCUGCAGUUGGGGGCGGACCCAAGAAUCCACGCAGAUGAUGGCAGCACCCCGGUGCAGGUGGCAUCUGGUGAGGCCUUGGUAUCAAUCCUAGAAGGCUGGGACCUGAGCAUCACUGACUGCAUGCUAAAAAAGAUGAGGGCAAAACAACAGAGGAGCACUGAGGAGGAGCAAAAGUUGAAGGAGGCAGAGACUGACUGUUUGAAAGGAGAGGUGGAGCAGCUCCAGAAAAAGCGCAGAAGGCUUAUGUAGAGCUGAAUAAGCGGAUUACAGAGCAUGAUAAAUGUCAGAGGAAGGGUAUGGAACAAGCAAAAGUCACAUUGCAGGUGGUUCAUGACACAGAGGAUGUAUUUAUGAAGACUCAAAUUGCUGCUCAGCUGGCUGCUGAUCAACUAUCCCUCGCUAAUCUGGCACUG
Molecule: messenger RNA, 1422 nt
Organism: Hypomesus transpacificus
Lineage: Eukaryota; Metazoa; Chordata; Actinopteri; Osmeriformes; Osmeridae
Product: IQ motif and ankyrin repeat domain-containing protein 1-like
Exons: 11
Coding region: 221-1258 (345 amino acids)
Biological process (GO): regulation of barbed-end actin filament capping
Cellular component (GO): cytoplasm; nucleus
Molecular function (GO): protein binding
Source: RefSeq, a predicted model, not a curated record